This is a messenger RNA of Mus musculus (house mouse), 3407 nucleotides long. It is a transcript of the gene Lcmt2, whose product is annotated as leucine carboxyl methyltransferase 2. The coding region runs from base 99 to 2159 and encodes 686 amino acids. Gene Ontology annotation, molecular function: methyltransferase activity. The record is from RefSeq and is marked validated. Gene Ontology annotation, cellular component: cytoplasm. NCBI's taxonomy places the organism in Eukaryota, Metazoa, Chordata, Mammalia, Rodentia, Muridae. The transcript has a single exon.
GGCAGAGAGCGGUCUUCUCGGAAGUGACGCACCCAGAAGCGGAUGAGCGGGAGCUCGGUAAGUGUUCUGUGUGCAGUAUUGCUGAGCACCUUCUCGUCAUGGGCCCGCGAGGCCGCCAGCGCCGGGCGGGAACGGUCCAGAGCACCAACGACAGCAGCUCCCUCAGCAAACGAUCGCUUGCCGCACACGGAUACGUGCGCGACCCCUUUGCGGCGCUGCUGGUCCCGGGACCCGUGCGGCGCACGCCGCUUAUCCACCGCGGCUAUUACGUGCGCGCGCGCGCCGUGCGUCACUGCGUGCGCGCCUUCCUCGAACUCACUAGCGCGCUCCCGUCCCGGACCAGAGCCCAGAUCCUGUCCUUGGGCUCAGGCUCCGACUCGCUUUAUUUUCGUCUGAAAGCGGCGGGCCUCCUGGCCCGAGCUGCCGUCUGGGAGGUGGACUUCCCGGACGUGUCUCGGCUCAAGGCGGAGAGGAUCGAGGAGACCCCGGAGCUGCGUGCGCAGACCGGUCCUUUCAAGAUCGGGGACUCGGCGUCAUCUCUGUGCUUCGAGAGCGCGGACUACCGCAUCCUGGGCGCGGACCUGCGGGAGCUCCAGCGAUUAGGAGAGGCCCUGGAUGGCGCCGGCCUGGACGCCACCUCUCCCACGCUGCUCCUGGCCGAGGCGGUGCUGACCUACUUGGAGCCCUCCAGUGCCACAGCCCUCAUUGCCUGGGCCGCCCAGCGUUUCCCCGACGCCCUUUUCGUGAUCUAUGAGCAGAUGCAGCCGGGGGAUGCCUUUGGGCAGAUCAUGCUGCAGCACUUUCAGCGGUUGCAUUCACCCUUGCAUGGCCUGGAGCUGUUUCCCGUCGUGAAGGCCCAGCGCCAGCGCUUCCUUCAAGCUGGCUGGACUGCCUGCAGCGCCCUGGACCUGAACGAGUUCUAUCGCCGCCUUCUCUCGGCAGAAGAGCGCCAGCGGGUUGAGACGCUUGAACCCUUUGAUGAAUAUGAGGAGUGGCAUCUGAAGUGUUCACAUUAUUUCAUCCUGGCAGCAUCUAGGGGAGACAUUCUGUCAGAAACUCCAGUGUUUGAGCCCUCAGAGGCUUCUUUUCAGAUAGAUCCUGCCUCGCCUUCAGGGUUUCUUUCUGCCAGAGUAGUCACUAGUGACCACCAGCACUCAAGCCUGAAGCGAUAUGGCCACGCCUCUGCCCUCUUGAGCCCUGGCGUUAUUUUCAGUGCAGGAGGCUUUGGAGAACAAGAGGGACGACACUGCCGAGUGAGCAGGUUUCACGUGCUCUCCAGAUCCUGUGACUCGGAAUGGGAAGGCUGCCAAAUAAGUACCUUGGGGACUGAAGGCCAGUGGGAUGGACGCCUUUAUCACACCAUGACAAGGCUUUCUGAUACUCGGGUUCUGGUUCUUGGAGGAAGACUCUCCCCAGUAAGUCCAGCCUCUGGGGCUCUCCAACUUGAUUUAUACAAAAGUAAGGAUAAUUGCUCUGAGGGCCAAAAUGUAACAGUAACGAAGGCUGCCUUGGAAGAAGGUUCAGUGUUGUCAUGUUGGCGGCAUUCAACAACGGAAGUAUACUAUCAGAAUCAAAGAUACUUAUUUGUGUAUGGUGGCCGAAGUGUGGCUGAACCUGUACUAAGUGACUGUCGUUUUCUACAUGUAGAGACAAUGGCUUGGGUCAGAAUCCCAGUACAAGGCGCAUCACCCGAAGGUCGGCAUUCCCAUAGCGCCUGCAGUUGGCAAGGGGGAGCACUUAUCGCUGGAGGUCUUGGGGCUUCUGAGGAACUGUUGAGCUCUGUACUCUUUCUCAAACCAGUGUCCUCUGGAUUCCUCUGGGAAUCAAUAGAUAUCCAGCCCUCCAUUACCCCAAGGUACUCUCACACGGCUCAUGUGUUUAAUGGAAAGCUGCUUCUGGUUGGAGGGGUCUGGAUUCAUUCCUCCUCAGUUCCUGGAGUGACUGUUAUCUGUUUGACUACAGGGUUGAGCUCUGAAUAUCAGAUUGACACAGCGUCUGUGCCAUGGCCAUUAAUGCUGCACAACCACAGCAGCGCCCUCCUUCCUGAAGAGCAGCAGCUCCUGCUUAUUGGAGGUGGAGGGAACUGCUUUUCCUUUGGUACUUAUUUCAACCCCCACACAGUGGCAUUAGACCUUUCUUCCUUACGUUCAGGGCAAUAAAGAAUGGACUUGAUAUAUUUAGGACCUAAGGGUGAAUUUGUUGUAUUGCCACACUCCCAACACACACACCUUUCUUCCUUACCACACCAUUGAGCAGAGACCAUAAAAAUGAUGAUUAAAAUACAGACCAGCAGUAAGUAUAAAAAUAAAGCAUCAAAAGAGUGGCAUACAUCCUAGGGGCCUCAGCAUCAUGUGAAGAGUUUUCUGGGGUUCUAUCAGUUUUCCAGUCUCAGCUCUAACAAGGAACCAGCACAACUCCUAGGUCUGAGGACCUAUUAUUUAUUGAGUCACAACAACCUUUAGCCUAAGUAAAAAAAACAAAAACGAAAAACAUUCCCAAACCUGGGUCUGUGACCUAGAUUAUAUUUUGGAAAAAGUUUCACACAGGUCAUGGUAAAAAUCCACAGCUGAGUAUAGUUCAGGAAUGUAGUGUUGACCUGUUGGCUAUGGGCAAACAGUCUAAAAUGAACACUGCAGUUUAAAGACUCGUGCUUUUAGUUUGAACACUGAACUUUAACAGUGAGAAAAAGUACAACUUAGAUAUUAUGCUUUUGAUCACUUUUUUGCUAAUGUUUUAUAUUUAUCUAGCUUUAUAAGUGCUAAUAAACCAGACAUUUAAUGCCUUAAUUUUGUACCUUCUAUAAUGAAUAAUGUUUGUUCCUGUCAGCCGGACACUGUUCUAAACCCCCAAGCAGCUUAGAUAGGCAGCAUCAGUCCACAAGUCAGAUAAGUACUGUACUAUGCUAAACUAUACUAUAUACAAGUACUAUAAGAAGGGGAUGUGUGUUGGGGGGGGCUGGGGAGCAGGAAGUGAGCCACAGUAGUUGUGCUUUUCCUCUGUCAGUCUACAGGUUGAUAUUGUGCAUUCUACCAAAGCCAUAGGCGCUGGCAUGUAACCUAUGUGGUAAGAUAGAACACUAAUACUACAUUGCUGCAUUGCUUAAGGUUUUAGGAGUUGUUCCUUUUCCUUGCCCUCUUAAGAGUUGUGCUGGCUCCUUGUUAGAGCUGAGCUGCAUUACGCAAUAUACUUUUAAUUACUUUUCUUGCUUUACUGUGAAGAAAUAACAUGACCGGGCUGGUGAGAUGGCUCAGUGGGUAAGAGCACCCGACUGCUCUUCUGAAGGUCCAGAGUUCAAAUCCCAGCAACCACAUGGUGGCUCACAACCAUCCCUAACAAGAUCUGGCGCCCUCUUCUGGAGUGUCUGAAGACAGCUACAGUGUACUUACAUAUAAUAAAUAAAUAAAUCU